AUGUUUCCAUCCACUAUCCGUAAUCCCAACACAUUCUCUUUCGAAGUUUUUCUUGUCCUCCUUCUCAUUUUUUCCAAUUCUCAAACCGAUUCCCAUCCAGAACCGCGGGGGGUUGAUCAUUGCGCAUUCGCCUACGAAAACCGUUUUUACGUAUUCGGUGGUGGUGUGGCGAACAAUGGUAACAAUUCCGACUUUAGUUACAUCAAUACGCCCUUUAAUGUAUCAGAACCCGCCCAAUGGAAUUCUCUGCCAAUAUCUAAGGUUGUCGAUCAACCAGCAUGCUCUGUUACAUCUAAUGGUAUCCUGUACGUAACCGGCGGAACAGUCCCACACGAUAAUAAAUAUGCCGGAAUCCAAUCGUUUGAUUUGAAAAAAGACACUUUGGGCUCUUGGUAUACGCCAAACACCAAGGGAUUAAAUACGAGCCAACAUUUGUCGCGACGUGGUCACAAGUCUAUUGUUGUACAAACGUCAGAAGGCGAAGAAGUAUUGUUUAUCUUUGGAGGGUCCGAGUCGAAUGAUGCGUUUAUUCUAAAUGUAAAGAGUUCAAUUUGGGAGACUAUAACUGAAGGGCCUGACGCUCCACCACCCAUGGACAUAUUCGCCAUGACUUUCUCUAAAGAUAACAUUUAUAUAAUUGGUCCUCUCACGUCUGGCAAGAACCUGUGGGCAUUUCACAUUCCAAAAAAGAUCUGGUUUAAUCCGCAGACUACCGUAAAUAUUCCUGUAAAUGCCCGCGUUGAGUAUGCAGGAAAACUUAACGAUACGAUUUACUUGAUGGAUUCGGGUGAUUCGUCAUCAAUGUGGAAAUGGAAUUUGGUUGAUAAUAGCACAACAUUCUUUACGCCACCGGACUAUACUGAAGCUGGCUUUCAUUAUGCGUUGGCACAAUUGCCCGGCAGCGAUGUUUUUAUUACCUAUGGCGGAAAAACCGGCUCCAAAGCAACUGAUAGUUUAGCCGCAUUCAACAUGACCCAAAAUGCUUGGGUUACUCAAGUCAACAAAAUCACCAAUAUACCUAACGAUCAGUACCGUGGUGGACUUCUUGCACCUGGUCAGGAAGACCCAUUCUCCAAACCACCGCAAAAAUCUACUAUUAAUACAGGAAAUAAAACAGAUCCGACGAAAAUUGGACUAGUUGAUAUAUUGUGUACAGUAGAAAGUGUAAUACUAAUAAUGCUAUUUAUAGUAAUCAUAGUUUUGGCCUGGCGUUCGUAUAGACGGAGGAAAGAUAGGAAAGAGGCGGAGGCGGAGGAGCUGACAAUAGUUGAUACUUGUGAAGUUUUUGGAAACAACGCUAAAAUUUGUUCACAAAGGGAAGACAUUGAAACGGGUUGUCAUCGAGUCAGUGAACAGACCUAUCGACCGCCCAAUAUUGAAGCGUCCGUAAAAUGUAACUCAAUUUCAUCAAACACCACUGUCCGCACCUCAAACCAUACGGUGAAACUGAACUCUACUCCCUCUACUCCAUCAUCACUUUUAAACGAGCUCCGUAUUCUAUCUGAAAUGGCAAUGACAACUACAUUCGAAUCUUCAUCUAGCUCUUUAGUUUCUCCAUCAGCUCCAGAGGGUACUAUUCUAUUUGAUCGAUACAAGCUCGAGGGAAAACCAAAAUUCGAUGUCAGCGAAUCCGUUCGUUAUGCAGAGGACGUGACUGUGAGCGAAGCCGUAGCGGUAAAGUUUUUCUCAGACUACGAUUCAUUCAAUCGCGAGGUUACAAUGUUAAAGUUUCUUCGAUCGAAAUUUGUUGGUGCAUUGCGCGAUGCAUUCCAUGUCCCCGAUGCUGCUGUUUGGAAGUAUGCUAUGACUAUGGACUAUUAUUCUAUGAGCUUGGAUGUCUUUAUCCAUAGCAGAAAGAAUCGUUUGGACGAUUUGUACAUGAGAAUGGUGGUAAAGUCAAUAGCACAAGCUAUACAGUAUGUUCAUAACCACGAAAUAGUUCAUCUUGACAUUCAUCCGGGAAACUUUGUACACGAGGUUUAUGACGUGAACAAGUGGAGAUUGAUUGAUUUCGAGUCGGCGAGGGUCGAUGGAAAAGAAGAUGUUGGUAGCAGCACGUUACGAUAUGCUCCGCCCGAACUAGUCAAAGCCGGUACAUGUGGUACUAAUAUUAAAGCAGAUACAUCGAUGGACAUGUGGUCAUUUGGGUGUACGAUAUAUGAAUUGUGUACUGGAAGUCCUCUAUUCUUAGACGAUAAUGAGGCGACGGCUAGAUUAUUGGACGCGUAUGAUACGCAACACUUUGAAUUUCCCAUUAAAAAGGUACCCGACGUUCAAGCGCAGCACAUACUCGAGAACUUGUUGGUCGUUAAUCCUAUGAAGAGAGUUUCGGUUGAGGAAAUUUUAAAAGGAGCAUAUUUGACUGGUGGUGCUGAUAACACUCAGAUAUACAAUAUGCAGUCAGAAUCCACCGAGAGAAUUAUUAAUAGCCUGAAUAAGAAUACAAGUGUUGUUUUUUCUGUACAAGAGGCUAUUAAUAUAAUCGGGAAUAGUAUAUCUGAUACCAGAGACGCGAUCGUGCCCCGAUUGUUUAUGUUGUUGUCAGAGAAAAAGGCUCACACAGUUUUCAAACCAAAAACGUGGGGAAAGAAUACAUUCGUACUUCAUCUUCUUUGCGAAGGUUACGCUUCUGAUAACAGUGAAGCCCAUUUUACCGACCAUCCUGGCUACAUGAUAUAUAAUGCGAGGCCGUUUCUUGCCAAGGCCGGCCCAUACCUUUCUAUCUUGGUCGAUCUUAUAGGCUCGGCUGCCGGUUUCUUUACAGGACUGCAAUUGCCGGAUAGAUUAACAGACGCGAUCUUCAAUAUAAGAUCCUGCCCUGUAGAUUACUUCAAAAAAAUAGACGAAACUGAUGGGGAUUCACUUAAUAAGAUGAAAUAUGCGCAGGGCCCUGCAUUGCGUGAACUUGAAGCGUUCUUAUCUGAAAACGAUCCUUUGCGCGAGUAUGGUGGAUUGCACCGUAUUACCAUGAGUGAUGGACGGUGGAGAUGGGUUUGUAAUAGUUGCAGAGAAAGGGCGUAUCAUUCGCAUGGGAAUCACGGAUGCUAG
This is a messenger RNA of Paraglomus occultum, 3048 nucleotides long. Lineage: Eukaryota; Fungi; Glomeromycota; Glomeromycetes; Paraglomerales; Paraglomeraceae. The record is from the annotation of a GenBank genome assembly.